AUGAGAUUCUAUGUUUUGUUAAUUAUUUGUUGUUUUACAGUGUCAAAUUCGACAGAUUUGAAUGCAAAUGGAAAGUCCACGCCAGACUCGUAUUUUAUUAAUCUUCUCAACGGGUCGCAGUUGAAUUAUAACUCCUCAGACCCUCAUAACUUGAAAUUGGAUCUCGCAGCAGAAACACAUAGAUAUGUGCACAGAGAAAGCAAUGACCACGGAGAAACGGUCACGAACACAUACACAGUAGAUAGCGGGUACAUGAUAAGAGAAGUUACGGACGGAAGCAGCAAGGUGUGGAGGUGCACGGAUAGUUUCGGAAGCGCCAAAGCGGUGACGCAGAUAGUUAAAAAGGGCCUGACGCAGCUGGUGACGCUGAGGAAUGACGACACGGAGUUGUACUUCAAGAGGCAGAAAACGAGUUUCGUGCAAGUGCCCAGGAGUAGCGACUUCGAGGAGUUGAAAAGGGUGCUUGAAGCACCGGGAAGAUACGUGGAAACGUGGGUGGAGUUGGACCUGAGCAGGCCAGUGCCGAACCCCUUGUACUUCUCAAACGAGCUGAUAUACCACGACGGAGUGCCGAAGUUCGAAGUUAAGACGCUGGACCCGUUUCAGGUGUACAGAGUCUACGACAGCGGAAGGGAAGUGAACUCGCUGAGCAACAACCUGGAGUGCAAGCACCUGUUCUUUUACGUUUUCGAGCAAAUGACGCUGUUGGAAGUGGUGCACUACAGCCCAGGGGCUACUCCAGUCCCCGAGGAAGUAAAGUAUUUCAAAAAGGAGAGUACCUGGGACUCGAUCACGAAGGAAGUGUUCGAUGCAAAGUAUCAGGAGCUGAAGGCGAAGAUAGUGAACGUCGACUUUGAGUUCGACCUCGUGAACACCAGGAGUGACAAGUUAUACAAGAGAGUCAACAAGAUAGGGGAGUACACCUACCUGAGUCUGUACCCGAAGACGGGACACCACUUGAAAAAGUUGCUAUACGAUAACAAGCAAGUGUCAGCCCUGGGGGAGGAAGAGAGGUUCUCGCCACUAGUCCUCCACCUGGCGGACAAGAAGACGGUGAUGAUCGGAGCCCAGGUGUGGAAAGGUGACAAGGUGCUCAAGUGGCUCUACUUCGUCAAGUCUGAUCUGGGAUUCCUUUCAAUAGAUACGAAGACCUACGAAAGUAAGCUUAGUGAGAUGAGCACGAACCAGUCGCUGUUCGACGAGACCUUGGAAUACGUCGACUCGGGCAGUGAGGAGGACACCGAUUCCAGCGACGAUGAAGACAGUGACAGUGACAGCGACAACGAGGAAGACAAAAGGAAGAAGGUGCAAAGAAGAAAGAGAAAAAGGGUUCCAGAAAGGAGGGCGCCCGUACACCGUGAAGAUCAGCAGGAACGUGAAUUAUACAGGAGAUAUGUUGCACAAGAGAGGGUCGUUGGAGCUGAAGAAGUGGCAAAAGCCGCAAAGGAAGUUGAAGUUGAGACGCCGGUAAAGGUUGAAGAAGUGGCAGUGGUGGAGGAAGAGCCAGAAGAGGAGGAGGAGGAAGUGGUGGACGUCGAAGAGCUGGUGGAGGACGAGGACGAAGAAGCCGAGGAAGCGCUCGCGCCCGGCGAUAAGAGGUACGACAGUCGCUACGACAGCCUUCUCUACUCCCUGCUGAGCGUCAAGUUCAGGGUCCGCUACGACGUGGACGAGAAGUACUUCAGCCAGGUCAAGAGCACCGACGGCGAGUUCGAGGUCCACACGGUCACUCCCAGGGACAACUACUUCGUGAACCUGGUCGACUCGAAGCACGGGGUCGUCUGGAAGGCGAAGCAGCACAGCUACCAGGCCACGUCGCUGGUGGUGUACUUCAAGUCCGAGUCUCCCAGGGUCCUCAAGGUGCACAUGGUCGGCCCCAACGUCGACAGGGACAAGUACUUCAUGCUUUCCCGGGGGAGGUGGGUGCCCAUUGGCCUCACGGGCUUCCACAAACUCCUCAACAAACACGAGCAGUCUCUGAACCUGUUUAGCUAA
Messenger RNA from Theileria orientalis strain Shintoku, 1995 nucleotides. RefSeq lists its product as hypothetical. Lineage: Eukaryota; Apicomplexa; Aconoidasida; Piroplasmida; Theileriidae. The record is from RefSeq and is a predicted model, not a curated record. Bases 1 to 1995 code for a protein of 664 amino acids. The transcript has a single exon.